AUGCCGACGAGCAACGGCAACGCCUCCGUGCAUGUCGUUGAUCGAAACGCGCCUCGUCCGGUGUCCGCACUCUUCCGCGUCGAGAACGGCGGGACCGUCAAAGCGGAGCUGGUCGGCAAGAAGCCCGAGGAGAAGCCAAAGGCCGUCGUCGUCGGUGCUAAGCCGGGCGGCGCCGCCGAAGACAUGGUGAUCGAGACGAUAACGGCGGAAAAUGCGAGCGUCCACGAGGUUCAGGAAUGCCUGGGGAUGCUGCGCUCCGACAAGGCGGCCGGCCUUUCCACCGCCGAGACGACGCGACGCCGCCAAUUCCACGGGUACAACGAGUUUGACGUCGGAGACACGGAGCCAAUCUGGAAAAAGUACGCCGAGCAGUUCAAGAACCCGCUGAUCCUGCUGCUCCUCUCCAGCGCCGUCGUCUCGAUUCUGAUGAAACAGUUUGACGACGCCAUCUCCAUUACGAUAGCCGUGGUGAUCGUGGUGACGGUGGGCUUUGUGCAAGAGUACCGCUCGGAGAAAACGCUCGAACAGCUCGCCAAGCUCGUCCCGCCUGCGUGUCAUGUCCUUCGAGAUGGUCGUGCUCACGAGAUGCUGGCGCGCGAGCUCGUCCCCGGCGACGUCGUGCUCCUCAACACUGGAGACAGAGUGCCGGCCGAUGUUCGUCUACUCGAAUCGGCGGAUUUGCAAGUCGACGAGUCGUCGCUGACCGGAGAGACCGAGCCCAAGCACAAGAACAUCAAUGCCGUCGUUGGG
Molecule: messenger RNA, 750 nt
Organism: Mesorhabditis spiculigera
Lineage: Eukaryota; Metazoa; Nematoda; Chromadorea; Rhabditida; Rhabditidae
Source: the annotation of a GenBank genome assembly